AUGGCCUGGUCCGCUGGUCCGCUGGUCCCCACCCUGCAGGUUGAGAAUCCCCCCUCUGAGUGUAAAGAUGGGAGGUACCAGCAGGUGCCCGUGGUCCUGGUGGGAAACAAAGUAGACCUGGAGACGGAGAGGGAGGUGUCUCUGGGGGAGGGACAGGCCUUAGCCGAGGACUGGGGCUGUCCCUUCAUGGAAACGUCGGCCAAAAGCAAGAGCAUGGUGGACGAGCUGUUCGCAGAGAUCGUCAGACAGAUGGACUUCUGCCCCAUGCCCGACCGGAGCCGAGUCUGCUGCCCCCAAUGUACCCUGCAGUAG
Molecule: messenger RNA, 312 nt
Organism: Knipowitschia caucasica
Lineage: Eukaryota; Metazoa; Chordata; Actinopteri; Gobiiformes; Gobiidae
Source: the annotation of a GenBank genome assembly